This is a messenger RNA of Pteropus alecto (black flying fox), 2601 nucleotides long. It is a transcript of the gene MTMR8, whose product is annotated as myotubularin related protein 8. Gene Ontology annotation, cellular component: nuclear envelope. The coding region runs from base 75 to 2153 and encodes 692 amino acids. Gene Ontology annotation, biological process: negative regulation of autophagy; dephosphorylation. The record is from RefSeq and is a predicted model, not a curated record. Lineage: Eukaryota; Metazoa; Chordata; Mammalia; Chiroptera; Pteropodidae. The transcript is spliced from 14 exons. Gene Ontology annotation, molecular function: phosphatidylinositol-3,5-bisphosphate phosphatase activity.
GGCGGGCGGCGGGCGACCGGCGGCUGCGGUUGUUGUGAAAGUACUAAAAGCUUCAUUUGGCGGGAACUGCAGUCAUGGACCACAUCACGGUGCCCAAGGUAGAAAAUGUGAAAUUACUGGAUCGUUAUAUGGAUAAGAAACCACCGAAUGGGAUUUUAUAUCUUACUGUAACUCACCUGAUCUAUGUGGAGGCUUCUGGUGCAUCCCGGAAAGAAACAUGGAUUGCAUUGCAUCACAUUGCCACUGUGGAGAAGUUACCCAUCACUAGCCUGGGCUGUCCUCUGAUUCUCCAUUGUAAGAACUUCCGGGUAGCCCAUUUUGUUUUAGACUCUGACGUUGUAUGCCAUGAGGUUUAUAUUUCGCUGCUCAAGCUUUCUCAGCCAGCAUUACCUGAAGAUCUAUAUGCUUUUUCUUAUAAUCCCAAGUCCUCAAAAGAGAUGAGGGAAAAUGGAUGGAAGUUGAUUGACCCAAUGUCAGACUUUAGGCGUAUGGGAAUACCCAACAGGUACUGGACCAUAACAGAUGCCAACAGAAACUAUGAGAUAUGCAGUACUUACCCUCCUGCAGUAGUGGUUCCUAAAUCCGUUACCUUGGGAAUGGUGGUUGGAAGUUCGAAGUUCAGAAGUAAAGAACGAAUGCCUGUGCUCUCCUACCUCUACAAAGAGAACAAUGCUGCUAUUUGCCGCUGUAGUCAGCCUCUAUCUGGAUUUUACACUCGCUGCGUAGAUGAUGAGCUCUUGCUAGAGGCCAUUAGCCAAACGAACCCAGGGAGCCAGUUUAUGUAUGUUGUAGACACAAGACCAAAGUUGAAUGCCAUGGCCAACAGAGCAGCUGGGAAGGGGUAUGAAAACGAAGACAACUAUGCCAACAUUCGCUUCAGGUUCAUGGGCAUUGAGAAUAUCCAUGUGAUGCGGAGCAGCCUGCAGAAACUCUUGGAAGUUUGUGAAUUGAAAACUCCAACAAUGAGUGAAUUUCUUAGCGGCCUGGAGAGCUCAGGGUGGUUGAAACACAUUAAAGCUAUUAUGGAUGCUGGAAUUUUCAUUGCAAAGGCAGUGAAGGGAGAAAAGGCUAGUGUUUUAGUCCACUGUUCUGAUGGGUGGGACCGCACAGCACAAGUCUGCUCUGUGGCUAGCAUUCUCCUAGAUCCAUUUUACAGGACAUUCAAAGGUCUCAUGAUUCUGAUAGAGAAAGAAUGGAUAUCCAUGGGCCACAAGUUCUCCCAAAGAUGUGGCCAUCUCAAUGGGGACUCUAAAGAAGUAUCUCCUGUCUUCACUCAGUUCCUAGACUGUAUCUGGCAGUUAAUGGAACAAUUUCCUUGUGCCUUUGAGUUUAAUGAAAUCUUCCUGCUGGAGAUCCAUGAUCAUGUUUUUUCUUGCCAGUUUGGGAACUUCCUUGGAAACUGCCAGAAGGAUCGGGAAGAUCUAAGAGUCUAUGAGAAAACCCAUUCUCUGUGGCCGUUCUUGGUUCAGAGGAAACCAGACUUCAGGAACCCUCUCUAUAAAGGCUUCACUAUGUAUGGGGUGCUCAGUCCUAGUACUGUGCCCUACAACAUUCAGUUCUGGUGUGGGAUGUAUAACCGCUUUGACAAAGGGCUUCAUCCCAAGCAGAGUAUGCUUGAGAGCCUCCUGGAAAUUAAGAAGCAGAGAACAAUGCUGGAGGCAGAUGUGCACAAACUAGAAAAGAAAUUGAAAGCCCAUGAUGAGCCACCAGAGCAAGUCUGUACCUGCUCUCAGUUAGGGAAUUUAUUACCUCAGCAUCUGGGAAGUCCUUUGACCAAUCCACUUGGCUUGAUGGGUAUCGAUGGAGAUCUCAGUACCUUGAUGGAGUAUGGCACCCUGUCCAGGGAAGGAGGCCUCCAAGCUCAGAUGGAUCAAGUAACAAGCCAGUGUGCAGACCACCACCAUGACUGUUGUGGGAUCAUGGGCAGCCUUAGGGCCAUAAACAUUUCUGAGAAUGUAGGCUGCUCUGGAGACACAAGAAUCUCUGAGACCAGAGGCAUCCCUGGGGCCACGGGCAUCUCUAGGGCCACAGGCAUCUCUGAAGACAUCAGCAUCUCUGGAGCCAUGGGCUUCUCUGGGGAAAUGGGCAUAUAUGGGGACAUGGGCAUCUCAAAGGCUAGCACUAAGGAAGCAGGCUGCUCCAAGCAGCAGUGAGCUACUUAUCUGCUUCCAUGCUAAGUACACCUGCAGGUACCCACAAUGAUCCUUGUCGCAAAGGCCAUGCUGCUUUUCCAAUUAGUUUAAAUGGGUAAGGCCAGAGCACCCCUCUUCCACUUAAGAGUCUGGAAGGGAAUUUAGGGUCUUUACUUAUUAAGUGAUCAGUAUAUGCACUUCGAGCAGCCCAAAAUGUAGGUAAGAGAAAGAUUAUGUUAUUGUUCUAGAAUGGUAUUUAACUUUAGAAAUAUUGCCUUUCAGCUGAGAUACUAGGCUGGUUCCAUUAUUCUAUUUUCCUUAAUGACCCAACUUCCCUACUUUUCUACCCUAUAGCAUGAGAACAAAGUGGAAAUAUUGUCAUAGUGGAGAAUUAAGAUCUUAUUAAGGGGAUGAAGAGAUGGUGUGCAACAGGUAACUGAAUCACCAUAUGGUUUAAAAGAAAAUUUUA